Molecule: messenger RNA, 1543 nt
Organism: Xenia sp. Carnegie-2017
Lineage: Eukaryota; Metazoa; Cnidaria; Anthozoa; Malacalcyonacea; Xeniidae
Product: cyclin-dependent kinase 7-like
Exons: 10
Coding region: 326-1150 (274 amino acids)
Biological process (GO): positive regulation of transcription by RNA polymerase II; protein phosphorylation
Cellular component (GO): nucleus; transcription factor TFIIH holo complex; transcription factor TFIIK complex
Molecular function (GO): ATP binding; RNA polymerase II CTD heptapeptide repeat kinase activity; cyclin-dependent protein serine/threonine kinase activity
Source: RefSeq, a predicted model, not a curated record
UUAUGGUCAUGUUUACCAGCACAAGUUUUGAUGUUUAUAAUUGUUAUAUUGACUGCAAGGACUUCGUCUCAGUCACAUUGUAUCUUGGUUUGGGCAUUUGGGGAAGCUGUGUUAAUUUUAAUAUGGCGGAUCGUUCUAAGAGAUACAAGAAAAUAGGAUUUCUUGGUGAGGGGCAGGUGCGUUUCCUUUUGCAUUUUCGGGAGCAUUUUAGUGUUUCAUAAGCAGUUGAUUGUAAUAUUGUUUCAGUUUGCCACAGUAUUCAAAGCGGAAGACCAAGAAAACGGUCAAAUUGUCGCCGUUAAAAAAAUAAAACUCGGACAAAGAAAUGAAGCGAAAGAUGCUACUGGAUGUGUUUGGACAUAAGUCAAAUGUUAGUUUAGUAUUUGAUUUUAUGGAAACAGAUCUUGAGGUGAUAAUCAAGGACACCAGUAUCAUGUUGACUCCAGCUCACAUCAAAAGUUUUAUUUUGAUGACUUUGCAUGGCUUAGAGUAUCUUCACAUGAACUGGAUAUUGCACAGAGAUUUGAAACCGAACAACCUUCUUAUUGAUAAACACGGUAUUUUAAAAAUUGGUGAUUUUGGUUUAGCAAAAUACUAUGGCAGUCCAAGCAGAAUCUAUACUCACCAGGUUGUCACAAGAUGGUAUCGUUCUCCCGAACUGCUGUUUGGCGCUCGCAUUUAUGGUACUGGUGUCGAUAUUUGGGCAGUGGGCUGUAUUUUGGCCGAAUUGCUUUUGAGAGUACCGUUCUUGCCUGGAGAAUCUGAUUUGGACCAGCUAAGUCGAAUAUUUCAAGCUUUGGGCACACCCAAUGAAGAUUCAUGGCCGGGACUGAAGAGCCUGCCAGACUAUGUAGAGUUCAAGGAAUUCCCGGGUACACCUCUUAAAGAUAUCUUUAGCGCUGCUAGUGACGAUCUCCUCGAUCUCCUUGCAAGAUUACUUGACUGCAACCCGAAUGGUAGAGUCGCUUCAAGUCAGGCUCUGCAGAUGCCGUAUUUCUCGAACAAGCCCGCACCAACCCCUUCUGCUUCGUUACCGUUGCCUAGAGUGUCAGGCUCCAGUAUUAUUAAAGAAGAGGAAAAAGCUAAGAAACGGAAACUGGCCGGCAUUCCAGAGGCUAGUCAUGUUGGAACCAAGCGGUUGGUAUUUUGAUGGCGUCAUGUUGAAGCUGCUUCUUGUCGAAUCGGGAUACUGUCUCUGGAUUUUCUUGCGCAGAAGUCGAUGGAUUCUACUGGGAGUCGUGUGACGUCAUUUGAAUAAACAUGUUUCAUGGCAUUUCGCUUCGUGGCAUUUUGCCAACCAGCCAAAUGGUUUCGGUAAGGCUAUUUUUCUCAUCAAGUCUUAGCAUCCAAGUGAACCGAGAGUAGAACUAACUACUUAACAAAUCAAUGUUCGUUAGAACGAACUUAUAAUAUUAAAGGUGAGAAGAGCAAAUUAUUGUCGAGCGAACUAUUGCUUGAUCGCUCUUUGCGCAUGUGUAAAUUAAAAAAUUCACUUAAGGAACUGUACAUUUUAAUGAAAUUGUAAUGUAUAUCUGUUGAUAAA